AGAGCAAGAGAGAGAGAGAGAGAGUGAGAGAUAGAAAGGAGGAAGAGCUAGAGGGCCAGUGUAUUUGGCCUGUCCUGGUCUCUCUGUACUAUGCAGCCUCCUACUACUGCCCCUGGCUUCGGGCAAAACCCGGAAAAACCCGGCACCGGCCUUCACCACCGAGCCUUAGGAGUUAAAUUAGGGAGUCAGAAGAUCUGAGGUCAAUUACAGGAUCAGUAUUCUGGGAAUUAGAUCCUGGAUUAGUUUGAUUUGGGAAGUGCAUGUUGGAUUUCCUGCUGGGCGAGAGAUUGGUGCCAACCGAAGGGUGGCAGCAGUGGACGAAUGAAUGACUGGUAGACCACCAGAGAGGUCGAUAUGAAACCGUAAAUGGGAAAGAUGGAAUUUUAGAAGAUUCAAGGCCAGGAUUCAUCUCCAUCACCCGUUCCCAAUCUCUCCAUUCACACAACAACCACCAGCUUCCAAAACCUCUACCCUGGCGCCACCAUGGAUCUUAAUGCAUGCAGCAUCUGUCUCUAAAACCCUGUGGAAGACACUCUCUUCCUUCUGGUCGCUUCUUCUGCUUUGGUGCUGAUGCUUUGGUGCUGGUCCCUCAGCAGGACAGGAGAGACAGAAAGGACCAGCAUGCUGUCUGUAGGAUGGAAGGACAGAAGAACAGCAGUCUAUCUUCUCUGGAUCGUUUCCCUCAGCUGGAUCUGCUUCCCAGCUGGAGCUCAGAUGAGAAUCCCUCCUGAAACGGUGCAGGUUUGGGCCAAUGCAUUCGGGAAACAGCUGUCUAUCUUAUCAUCAAGAUAUUCUGGAUCUCUCCUGCUGCAAAAAAAAUAUAAGGACAUUGAGCCGAUAGUGAAGAUGGAGGAGGUGGAUGGUAUGGAGCUGGUGAGGAGUUUCGCUGAGGAGAUGGAGAACAUGCUUGGCAGGAAGAUGAAAUCCGUCAAAAGAAUGGCUGAGGCUGCAGAGGAUGCUGAUUUCUAUCACGAGUUCAACGCCACACUAGAGUUUGAUUAUUAUAACUCCAUGUUAAUAAACACUAUGGAUGAGGACGGGAACUUUGUGGAGUUGGGUGGAGAAUUUCAGCUGGAGGAAAACGAGCAUUUCAACAAACUUCCCGUCAACACGCAACAAAGCGUCAUCCAGGUGCCCACUAACGUCUACAAUAAAGAUCCGGAUAUUCUGAAUGGUGUGUACAUGUCCGAGGCUCUGAACGACGUGUUUGUGAGUAAUUUUGAGAAGGACCCCACGCUGACCUGGCAGUACUUCGGCAGCUCCACUGGAUUCUUCAGGCUUUAUCCUGGUAUUAAAUGGACGCCAGAUGAAAACGGAGUCGUCACCUUUGAUGGUAGAAACCGCAACUGGUAUAUCCAGGCAGCUACGUCCCCUAAAGACAUCAUUAUAGUGGUGGACACCAGCGGCAGCAUGAAGGGUCUCAGACUCACUAUAGCUAAACUCACCAUCAACACUAUUCUGGACACACUGGGAGAAAACGACUUCGUAAAUGUCAUGGCUUACAGUGAUUAUGUUCAGUACGUGGAGCCGUGUUUUAAAGGUACCCUGGUGCAGGCCGAUCUGGACAAUCGGGAGCACUUCAAGGUUUUAGUGGAGGGUCUUCAUGUGAAAGGAGAGGGAAAAGUCAAGAAAGCCAUGAAAGAGGCCUUCCGUGUUUUAAAUGAGGCUGUUACGACGGGUAAGGGCAGUCUCUGUAAUCAGGCUAUAAUGCUGAUUACUGAUGGAGCGAUGGAGGAUUUUCAGCAGGUUUUUGAGGAGUUUAAUUGGCCGGAUCGCAGGGUGCGCGUGUUCACGUAUCUGAUUGGUCGAGAGCUGACGUUUGCUGAAAAUGUGAAAUGGAUUGCCUGUAAUAAUAAAGGUUACUACACACACAUCUCCACUCUGGCAGACGUGCAGGAGAAUGUUAUGGAAUAUCUGCAUGUUCUCAGUCGACCAAUGGUCAUCAACCAUGACCAUGACAUCAUCUGGACUGAGGCUUACAUGGACAGUGUGUUGUUUAAUACUCAGGCUCAGAGUUUGCUGUUGAUGACCUCAGUGGCCAUGCCUGUGUUCAGCAAGAAAGAGGAAACUCUGUCUCAUGGUAUUCUCCUGGGUGUGGUUGGUACUGAUGUUCCUUUAAAAGAGCUCAUGAGACUCGCUCCUCGAUACAAGCUGGGAGUUCAUGGUUAUGCGUUUCUGAACACAAAUAAUGGCUACAUCCUGUCCCACCCAGAUCUACGUCCACUGUAUAAAGAAGGGAAGAAGCUGAAGCCCAAACCCAACUAUAACAGUGUAGAUCUGUCGGAGGUGGAGUGGGAGGACACUGAAGACACAUUGAGGACAGCUAUGGUGAAAGGGGAGACGGGGACGAUGUCUCUGGAUGUGAGGGCCACUGUGGACAAGAGGAGAAGAGUUGUGUUCCUGAAAAACGAGUAUUUCUACACAACCAUCAACGAGACGCCGUUCAGUCUUGGAGUAGUGCUCACCAGAGGUCAUGGGAAAUAUACUUUUAUUGGCAAUAUAUCAGUAGAAGAAGGUUUACAUGAUCUGACUGCAUCUGAUGUGAUCAUAGCGAACGAGUGGAAUUACUGUGAAACUGAUAUUGAUCCUCACCAUCGCAAACUCACACAGUUUCAGGCAGUGAUUCGAUAUCUCACUGGAAAAGAGCCAGACCUGCAGUGUGAUGAGACUCUGUUGAGACAGACGUUGUUUGAUGCUGUGGUCUCGGCUCCUCUGGAAGCGUACUGGACCGCUGUCACUCUCAACGCGUCCGGGAUUGAUGAUGGGAUUGAGACGGCGUUUAUGGGUACGAGAUCAGGUCUGAUGAGGAUGUAUAAAUAUGCAGGAACUGAGAAACGAGUGGCAAAGAAGUUUCUGUCUCCGUCAGAUAAAGAUAAUCUCUUCACUCUGGAUCAUUUCCCAGUGUGGUACCGCCGAGCUGCCGAGAAUCCUGCUGGGCGUUUCUUAUACUACGUUCCCAGAGACAUGCAAGAUGGAAGGAUCCUGAUUGCCGUCACCUCUGUAACAGUAACAGUGGGCCAGAAAACAGCUCUAGCGGGAGCUGUUGGAGUGCAGAUGUCUCUGGAGAUGUUGGAGAAGAGGUUGUGGUCCAUUGCGACUCAGCCCAACGAUACAGAUUGUGCCGGAGUGGAGGGGCUGUGUCCAAUGAGCUGCAGCAAUACAGAAGUGAACUGUUACAUCAUUGACAGCAACGGAUUAAUCCUCAUCUCCAAAGAAAAGAAAGAGGUUGGCAAAUUCUUUGGGCAGGUUGAUGGCUCAGUGAUGUCUCAGUUACUGCGGAUGGGCAUGUUCAAAAGGAUUUCCCUAUAUGACUACCAGGCCAUGUGUAAAGUGAAUCCACAUUCUUCCAGCAGUGCCCGCCCACUUCUCAGUCCCUUUUACAACAUGAUGGCAGCUCUGAAAUGGUUCAUGUCCAACGUCAUAUUGUUUCUACUGGACUUUAAUCUGUACGGAUUGUGGCAUUCGGAUCAUUUCGUUGAUGCUAAAGCCUCCUUUCAUGCGUCCAGUAAGAAGUCAAAGGGGGAUAUCCUGCAGCCCUGUGAUACUGAAUACCCCAGCUUCGUCUACGAACCGUCCAUCAAGGAGACCAACAGCGUCAUCAAGUGUGGAAGAUGUCAAAAGGUUUUCGUGAUUCAGCAGAUUCCUGAUAGUAAUCUGUUGAUGAUGGUGGUCCAGGCGGACUGUGACUGUUCUCGGCAGUACUCCCCAAUCACUAUGGAGCCCAGAGAGGUUAAAUAUAACGCCUCGGUGAAGUGUGACCGGAUGAAAUCUCAGAAGAUCCGAAGACGACCAGAAUCCUGUCACGCAUACCACCCUCAGGAAAACGCCAAAGACUGUGGAGGAGCUUCAGACAUCCGGCUCUCGAUCCUUCUCUUCCUGAUCUCACUGAUUUCCUCCAUAAUUAUCUCAAACUGAUGAGAUCAUCUAGAGCUUCCAGAUCAUCACCUACCAGCACUCAGAGCACAGCGAGGCGGACCUGCUGAUAGAUCUGAUAAAUAUCCACUCCAGAGUCUCUCUGAUGAUUUUUUAUUAUAAACUGAUGCUCAGCAGCACUGGACUGAACGUGUUCUUGAUAUGAACUUUAUAUUUUUUAUAUUUCUCUACUCCAAGACAAGAGGAAAACUACUGACAGUGUUUCAACACCUAAUGGACGUUAAUACAUUAUUUAUCUUAUUUAUUCAUCUUCUUUUAAAUACAGAGAGCAGUUUAUUACUAAACACAGACUGUAUGAACAUUUUAAACAUGGAUUUCUCUGUUUAAGCUGCUGAUAACAAGCGAUAAAUCCCACUGUAUUCCUCAUUCUUGUUUAUGAAACUUGGAAUUUCAUGUGAACGGUCUUUAAAGCUGUUUUGCACUGGAUAUAAAAGACAAUAAUGUGAUAUAUUUCUGCAUAAAUAUGAUUUUCAGCAAAUAUCAGCAAAUAUUCACACAAGUCUGAACAAUGUGAGGAUGUCUGUCCAUGAACUGAAUCUCAAGAGAAGGUGGAUCACGCAGCAGGACAAUGACCCGCCAUCAUGCAAGUCGUUCUACCAAAGAAUGUUUCAAGAAGAAUAAAGUUAAUGAUGUGGGCGGAGCUGAAGUGAUCAGUUAAUGUGAGAAAACCAUAUUAACCACCAACAUCCCAGAGUUAAGCUGUUCUGUAUGGAGGAAUGGGCUAAAAUUCAUCCAAGUCGGAGUGAAGAACCGAUCAACAGUUACUGGAAACUUUUAGUUACUGCAGUUAUUAUUAAGUUAUUACUACACCAGAUACUGAAACCAAAGCUUUACAAACUUUUAUCACUCACAUAUAUGUAAUAUUGGAUCAUUUUUCUCAAUAAAUAAAUGAAGAAGUGUAA
Astyanax mexicanus (Mexican tetra) is the source of this 4835-nucleotide messenger RNA. RefSeq names its product calcium channel, voltage-dependent, alpha 2/delta subunit 4a (gene cacna2d4a). Lineage: Eukaryota; Metazoa; Chordata; Actinopteri; Characiformes; Acestrorhamphidae. Gene Ontology annotation, cellular component: voltage-gated calcium channel complex. The coding region runs from base 571 to 3915 and encodes 1114 amino acids. Gene Ontology annotation, molecular function: voltage-gated calcium channel activity. The record is from RefSeq and is a predicted model, not a curated record. The transcript has 39 exons.